AAAUUGUAUACAAGGAUGGAUAAAAUUCUUCUCUGAUGAAGAGGGGAAGCUUUUUAACCUGGGGAGCACGCGCUGAAUGCGUGUGUAUUGAAAUUGUCUUUUGAGCAGAGUGGCGUCGCGACGCUUGCGCGACGUUCUCAACAACGAUCAGCUGGCUUCUUGUGGGAUUGAAACUAUAACAUCAGUAGCAAACGUUUCGCGCAGCUCGACGGCACCCACUACUAUUUUCCAACCCCUUCUCUCUCCGUCUUUUUCCCUCUCAUAUGUGAGUCCUCAAUCGCUCACGCCACGGUGGUGCAGCCGUAAACCGCAUCGGUCGAUCGAAACCAGGCACAUCAAACUAAACUAAAAAGCUUAACAGAAAAAUGAUUAAAAGAGCAUACUGGUAAUAUGUAUUGUAUGGGAAAAAUAUUGAGAUUCGAUCGUUACCAUAAUGAUGGCAGGGUGUUGUUGUUAUCAUUUUUUUACGACACUGUCUGAAUCAUUGGGAAGUUUUUGACUGCAAGUAACAACAACAACAUCACAGAGAGGACUCCAGAAGGAGAGGGAAGGAAGCACGGAUACCACGAGGACGCUUCGGACGAACAUCGGACGUCGUCUUGGUUUAUUCGAAACUUAUUUCCAUUCGAAUGCUACAAAAGAGACAAGAUCACGUCACAGCAUCCUGGGUACGUCGACGACCACCACGUCGUCGGCGACGUCGAAUAUGACAAAGUGUUUCCACCUGAUGAUGGUGAUCAUCUGCCUGAUUACCAUCUGUUUUGAUCAUGCAACAGCGAGAUCCUAUCAACCAAGGCAGAUCCCAAACAAUAAUAAUAAUGAAUACCCAAUGCGUCAAUCAGUGGGGGAUGAUUAUGAAUAUCCACUUGAUCCUGGUCAACCUUUUCCGGGCACAAAGUUUGGUCCCAUGGGCCCCAUUGACAGGGAUGAUUUUCGAAUGUCCAAGGAAAUAAGAAAUUUGGCAAGUGACACUGGUACCACAGCACCAAUUGCUACAAGUAGUCCUUCACCUAAGGAAUAUGCCAUCUUCUCCGUGGAAUUUCACCGCGUGGAAACUCCGUUUGUCAUCGGACUUUGGAUAUUUUUUGCCAGCCUUGCCAAAAUAGGUUUUCACAUGGCGCCAAAAUUGAGCAAAAUUUUUCCCGAAUCUUGUCUACUGAUUGCUGUGGGUGUUAUUGUGGGUUUUGUUCUAUCUCACGCAAAUACCAUUGGUGAAUCACCAUUAACGCCAGAUACCUUCUUCCUUUAUAUGUUACCACCUAUAAUCCUGGACGCUGGCUACUUUAUGCCAAAUCGACUCUUUUUCGACCACCUUGGAACGAUUUUGCUAUUUGCUGUCCUUGGAACUAUAUUCAAUACACUAUCGAUAGGUGGAACAUUAUGGGCUUUGGGACAAUUUGGUAUUUAUGGAAAUAUCGAGACACCUCUCUUGGACAUGUUCCUAUUUUCGGCCUUGAUCAGUGCAGUUGAUCCGGUUGCUGUUUUGGCAGUUUUUGAAGAAAUCCACGUCAAUGAAAUUUUGUACAUAGUUGUCUUUGGCGAAAGUCUUUUAAACGACGCGGUUACAGUCGUACUUUAUCAUAUGUUCGAGGCCUACAGCGAAAUGGGUAUUCACAGAAUUAAUUACACGCACGUUUUGUCUAGCUUGGCAAAUUUUUUGAUUGUUGCAAUUGGCGGCACGAUAAUUGGAAUAAUUUGGGGAUUUGCCACUGGUUUUGUAACUAGGUUCACUCAUCAGGUUCGCGUAAUCGAGCCCAUCUUCAUUUUUAUUAUGGCCUACCUGGCUUAUCUGAAUGCCGAAAUAUUUCACAUGUCUGGAAUUCUCGCCAUUACAUUUUGUGGAAUCACAAUGAAAAAUUAUGUGGAAGCCAAUAUAUCGCACAAGUCUCACACAACAGUUAAAUACACAAUGAAGAUGCUAUCCAGUAGUUCAGAAACGAUUAUAUUCAUGUUCCUUGGUGUAGCAACUGUGAACAAUCACCAUGACUGGAAUACUUGGUUCAUAGUGAUGACCAUAGUCUUUUGUUCCAUUUAUAGGAUCAUCGGUGUAAUCGUUCUGUCUGCAGUAGCCAAUCAAUUUCGUUUGCACAAACUUGAUAAGGUGGAAAAAUUUGUCAUGUCCUACGGCGGUUUGCGGGGUGCUGUAGCCUUCGCUUUGGUCCUAUUGAUCGAUCCAUCGCACGUGAAGUUAAAAAAUAUGUUUGUUACCACUACAAUUGCUGUUAUAUAUUUCACAGUUUUCAUUCAGGGAAUCACCAUCAAGCCUCUUGUCAAGAUCCUCAACGUUAAAAGAGCAGAGAGGAGGAAGCCAACUAUGAACGAACGAAUACAUGAAAGGAUUAUGGAUCAUACGAUGGCAGGAAUCGAAGAUAUUCUAGGAAAACACGGGAACUACCAUGUCAGGGACAAAUUCAAGCGCUUUGACAACAAAUUCAUUCGUCCCUAUCUUGUGAGGGACCAUUGUGGAGCAGAGCCAAAAAUUUUGGAGACUUAUUCCAAAUUGGCAAUGAAGGACGCUCUCGAUUAUAUCAGGAGGAAUGCAUCGACCAUUGGAAAUAUAAGUGGUACCGAGAGUAUGUCCGCGAUAUUCAGGAAUUACAGCAAUACUGGUCAAUUUAAUGCCAGCCCUAGUUGUAGCCAACUGGAGGCUGGUUGGAACAUUGAUCUUCAAGAGUUGGAGUAUAAUCCUUCGAAAAAAGAUUUAACUGAUGCUAAAAUACAUCAUCUUCUCGCGGAGGAAUUAUGCAAGCCUUAUAAACGCAGAAAUCGAGAGACUUCGAAAUUGCAGCAUCGUCGCCUUAGCUACAGUCGUCAUGCCGUCGACGAUCGAGAUCUCUCGACUCAAGUCAAUUACAAGAUGCACAUGAACAUCAGACGAAUGGUGGGAGAGCACAAACAUCGUCACAAGCGCAGCAAAAAAUUGCUCAAGGAUGACGAGGGUGUCGAGUGUUCGAAUAAUCUUCUAUCACCUGAUAAUAUUCCGAGAUAUAUUUCUGAUGAAAAUGAAAAGGAUGGUAAGCAGAAUCACGUAAGUUUUCCCGAGUUUCAACAAAAUGGUUCAACGAAACUUUUUUCACAAGAUUAUAUUAACGACGUGUUGGACGAGUCGGAUAAUGGGGAUUCUUCUAAACCUCCAAACGACUGGGAAUCAGGGAUUACUUUUACUGCCCGAACCUCUGAUUCUUCAAUAACUCCUGGAGCGGAUGGACCGUCUUCUGGAGCAGAUAUCGAUGAUGAUAUCAAAACUGAUUCUAGAACUGAAGAUAGUAAAACUUUUGGAAGGGCAGAUGGCGACAGUUAUAGAGUCACUACACCAACAGCAACAGAAACUAUGUUGCCUUGGAAACGGGAGGAUGACUACGAUUCUGCCCAUCCAAUUAAACAAAAUGAAUUUCCAGCUUGGUGCUCUAAUAAGGAGUAUAUAGCUUAUAGUUCGCCUUCUGCAACAUUUCUAGGAGGAAUUGAACAACCAAAAAUUCAGUCUGUGAUUGGUCUUUUCCGAAGAGAAAGCGCUGCUACAUCCGAUACUUUAGGUUCACACGAUAUUGACGAAAGUGAAGAGUAUACAGCAUUAAGGUUUGACAAACAUAGUCCACCAAGUACUGAAGAAACGAAAAAACCUCUGACAAGGAGACGUGGUUCGAUGAUGGAGCUGGGAGCUUUAGAAUCAUCAGCAAAAGAAAAAAAUAACAAAGGAUCUCACUCUCUUCCUGAAUAUUGGAAUCCACACAGAUUGCGAUUCACUUCCUUCAGUUAUUCUGGCAAAGAACCAGCGAGUCUUUCGACUGCAUUGAUCGCAUCAUCUUCCAAUUCAUCAGUUGAACUUGAAGAGGAAGAUUGACCAAGAAGAAAGGAGUCGUUCUCCUUUGAACAACUUCGACCAAAACGAAAUCGAAGACGACGUCCUACAUCAUUAUGGUCCAAGUUGCUCGGAGAUUCAAGCUCUCCUGUCUGAAAAACAAAAAACCUAUUUUUUCACUAUAAAAACACACAUCGUUCAUUUUGUAGGAUAUAAUAAAAUAUAUUUAAACUAAUGCUAAGACCGAAACUACGCAAUACGGUGCUUUAGGACAAAAGGAUAAUAAGUUAAUGAAUGUGCGUGAAAACGGGUGGUGGUGAAUUUGUUAAAAAAAAGAGAAUGAAUUUUUUUUUUGUCAUGCUCGAACAACGCGAAAAAAUUUAAUCAAUAAACGGAAAACUAUAGGAAUUGUCGUUCGACAAAAAUAAUAGAGGGUCUGUCCAUAUCGUCGCGACAUUAACCUUCUCGAGGAAAAUUUUUUGCAUGUCUCGCUCGAUUUUAAAGAGAGAGAUGACAAAUAUUUUGUUGUUGAUAUAGUAAAAUUGAUUAGAGGAAGGCAGGAAAAAUUUCAAAUAAUUUUCAUUCAUUGAAAAUCAUGAUAUUUUUAUCUCGAGAUUUAAUGAUUUUUUUUUCUUUUUUUUUUUUUUUUUGGUAUUUAAAUUUAAUUUCACAUUCAAUUCCAUUUAUGAUUAUAAUAUUCAAAUGAAAAAUUUUACCUGCCUUCAAUUAAGCUCAAAUGUCAGGGAAAAUUGAAGGUUGUUUAAAAAAAUAAUAUACUGUUGUUGAGCUCAGAGGUGGUAAAUUUCUGAACAUGCAUUCUAUAUUCUGAAAUUUAGAUAUAAAAAGAUAAUUGACAUUAAAUAAAAUAAUUAUUUUGUCAAAAAAACAAGUAAAAAGUAAUAAAUAUGCAGAAUUAGAAGAAAAAAAGUAAACCUUCUCAAUUUUUUUAAUAAUAAUAACAAAAAAAAAGAAGAAAAUAUCAAGUCUCUUUAAUGGAAAUGGAAAUUUCAAUACACAUAUUUCCCUAUUUUUUUACUGUUUGCAAACACUGAUCAAUUUUAAAUAAUAGUCAAUAUUGAAUUGCAAUAAAAAAAAAUUUUAGACACGUAGAUUUCUUUUACUAUAUGUUCCGACAUGUAAUAAAUAAUAAUAAUAAUAAUCAAUAAUUGAUUAAAUCAGAAAUAGAAAAUCAAAACUUGUAUCAAAUAUUAAAUAAGAAAUAAUAUGAUGUCGGAAGAAAAAAAUUUUAAGCAAUUAAUAAUAAUCUAUUGAUUAGUGUGAGAAAAAAAACAACGCUGAAUAUUCGCAUAAAAAAGAAAUAUGCAAAAUUUAGGGGGAAAAAAGCACUAUUUUUUCGAGCAUUUUAGAUACUUGCCUGGCUUCGAGCUCGCAGACAUGCUUGUAAAUAUCGUGUAUUAUAAAAAGAAAGUUACAAACUGUAAUAUAUAGACUAGUAAGUAGUAGAAAGUUUAAUAAAGAAAAAAAAAAAACGCUGAAAACUUAGAAAGAAAAUUGAUUCCCUUCUUGAAAAGUCAUGAUUUCCAUAUCUAACAACAAUUUCGCUUAAUACUGUUAUUAUCAUAUAAAAAAAGGGACGAAACAGUAAAUGAUAUAAUAAACUUCUUCUCUACAUUUCAUACAAAUUUCCAUAUCCAAAUAUAUUUCAUUAUUUGGAUUUAAUUCACAAAUGAUAUAUUUAUAUAAAUUAUUUAAAAAAAAAUUAAUAUCCAUUAAGCAAGAAUCUCUAACAAAUUAAUCGCAUUAUUAUAAUAUUAUAUAUAUAUAGUAAAAGACCAUCGCAAAAAGGGAUCUAUAACACAGGGUGUGAUUUUUUCUCACAAAUGUUUUUUACAUUACAAAAAUGAUUAAAAGAAAAAUAUAUUUUUCUGCAAGUGAAACUAAAAUCACUGACUAUAUUUCCAGAUGUUCAAUUUAUUUGAAGAUAUUUUAAUGAAAUUUUAAAUCCAUUGUAAAUAGUUUUUAAACAAAAUUUUACUUCUAAAAUGUUAUUAAAAAGCUAUAAAUUAACAUUUUUUAUAUGUAAUUUAAAAUAAUUCUUCUCUGCUUUUUAGUUUCAAAUAAAAAUUUUCUUGAAUAUAUAAUACAUAUAUAUAAUAAAUUAGUGAAUUUAAUAUUUGAAUUCGGUUAAUUCUAUUUUUAACAGAUUAGAUAAUUUUGAAAUUAAAAAAGAAAAAUUUCUCAUGACUAAUCUUGAAGGGAAUCGGAAAAUCGUUUUAAAAAUGCACAUAUGGACAGCUCGCAUCGAACUUAAGAAAAUUAUAUUAAUUAUAGCCUUAUAAAUAAUGCGACGCAUGUACUUACAUUAUUUAGUUAAAUACAUAUAAGUAGGACAUUAAGUCAGUUUUACACGAAUUUGAUGCAACGUCAUGUGGCGAUGUCGAGAAAAAAGAUACAGGUGUCCUUUUUCCAAUAAAAAUCAGGUUUUAAAUCCUAGACCAAUAAUAACAUUUAGGAAUUGAUGUCUUCAGAACUGAAAAGUAUAAAAGCCGAUUAAGACUAAAUUAAAUUAGUAAAAAUAAAAUAAAUCAAAUUCUCUUUAAAGAAAAAUAUUGUAAAUUAAAUAAAAAUAAAAUAGAUAUUUUUUUAAAAACA
Messenger RNA from Leptopilina boulardi, 6412 nucleotides. RefSeq names its product probable Na(+)/H(+) antiporter nhx-9 (gene Nhe2). The coding region runs from base 707 to 3841 and encodes 1044 amino acids. Gene Ontology annotation, cellular component: membrane. The record is from RefSeq and is a predicted model, not a curated record. The transcript is spliced from 18 exons. Gene Ontology annotation, molecular function: sodium:proton antiporter activity. Gene Ontology annotation, biological process: regulation of pH; proton transmembrane transport; sodium ion transport. Lineage: Eukaryota; Metazoa; Arthropoda; Insecta; Hymenoptera; Figitidae.